Molecule: messenger RNA, 948 nt
Organism: Psilocybe cubensis
Lineage: Eukaryota; Fungi; Basidiomycota; Agaricomycetes; Agaricales; Agrocybaceae
Product: putative transport protein
Exons: 7
Coding region: 1-948 (315 amino acids)
Cellular component (GO): membrane
Source: RefSeq, a predicted model, not a curated record
AUGUGCACUGCGAUCGCGGGUGCGGUGUUGUUGGGCGAGACGUUUACGAGGGGGGAGGGGGUUGCUGGGUUGAUUAGCUUGUUGGGUGUGGUGCUUAUUGCGCGUCCGGCUGCUAUAUUCGGUGAGCAUCACCAGGACCAGGACCAGGAUUCGACAGGAUCAGGAUCAGGAGCGGGAGCGGGCACAGUCACGUCGAAGCAGCGGUUGAUUGCUGUCGGUGUGGCGCUUAUUGGGGUGUUGGGAGCUACGGGCGCUUACACGACGAUCCGCGCAAUUGGCAAACGCGCCCAUCCGUUACAUUCCAUGACGUUCUUCUCGGCGCUGUGUGUGGUUAUUUCUGGGACUGCGAUGAUAGUGAACGAAACGCCCGUCGUAAUUCCUACAAAGCUGGAGUGGGUGUUGUUGUUGGUGAUGAUUGGGAUAUUCGGGUUUGUAGCUCAGACCCUCCUAACAAUGGGCCUCCAGCGCGAAACGGCAGGCAGAGGUGCGAUGGCGGUGUACACUCAGAUUGUAUUCGCAUCUAUCCUUGAAAGGAUAUUCUUUGCUGGGGAACAUAGUGGUGAUAGUAGUGGCGAAAGGGCGAUGUCGGUGCUUGGGACGGGGAUGAUAUGUGGUGCGGGGGGGUGGGUUGUUAUUAUGAAGCAGAGGGAGAAGAAGAAAGUUGGGUCUGCUGCUGGGCCUGGGCCUGGGCCUGGGGCGGGUGGGUCUGGGUCUGGGGCUGUUGUUGGGGAAAGUGAGAGGGAUGAGGGGUAUGAGCUUGAGCUUGAGGAGGGGUUGUUGGGCGCUGUGGAUCGAGGUGUUGGUAGGGAAAGGGAAAGAGAAAGGGAUGCGGAUGCGGAUGCGGAUGAGGUGGAUAAUGAGGAUGAGGAUGAGGAUGAGGAUGAGGAUGAGGAUGAGGAUGAAAAAGGUGGUUUUAGGAAGGAGGGGGAGGGGGAGGGGCGGGUGUAG